AUGCUCAAGCAGAGCGACAGGCGGCGGUCCUGGGGCUGCAGGCCGUGGAAUAGUACCGAGAGCGAGGGCGCGUCCCAGGCGGGGGACGGCCAGCACCGCGGGAGCGUCUGCUCGGUGGGGGCCCGCUCCGGCUCCCAGGCCAGCAUCCCGCGGUGGCCCGAGGGCUACUAUAACUACUACAUCGAGGAGGACGUGGACGGGGAGAGCGACGACGACCUGAAGGACGACCCAGGCGAGGAGGCCCAGCCGCCAGAGGCCAAGACCGACCUUCCCGCCGCGUCGGCCACGCUAAACGUGAACGUGGGCGGCCAGAGCUACCGCCUGGCCUACUGGCAGCUGGCCUGUUACCCCAAGACGCGCCUGGGCCGCCUGGCCACGUCCACCAGCCGCAGCCGCCAGCUGGGCCUGUGUGACGACUACGAGGAGCAGACGGACGAGUACUUUUUCGACCGCGACCCGGCCGUCUUCCAGCUGGUCUCCAACUUCUACGCAUCCGGGGUGCUGCUGGUGCUGGACGAGCUGUGCCCGCGCCGCUUCCUGGAGGAGCUGGGCUACUGGGGCGUGCGGCUCCAGUACACGCCGCGCUGCUGUCGCAUCUGCUUCGAGGAGCGGCGCGACGAGCUCAGCGACCAGCUCAAGAUCCAGCGCGAGCUGCGCGCACAGGCGCAGGCCGAAGAGGCCGAGGAGCUCUUCCGCGACAUGCGCUUCUACGCGCCGCAGCGCCGCCGCCUCUGGAACCUCAUGGAGAAGCCCUUCUCGUCCGUGGCCGCCAAGGCCAUCGGGGUGGCCUCCAGCCUCUUCGUGCUCAUCUCCGUCGUGGCGCUGGCGCUCAACACGGUGGAGGAGAUGCAGCAGCAGGCGGGGCAAGGCGCGGGCGGCGGCGACCCGCCGCCCAUCCUGGAGCACGUGGAGAUGCUGUGCAUCGCCUUCUUCACGCUCGAGUUCCUGCUGCGCCUCGCCUCCACGCCCGACCUGCGGCGCUUCGCGCGCAGCGCCCUCAACAUGGUCGACCUGGUGGCCAUCCUGCCGCUCUACCUGCAACUGCUGCUCGAGUGCUUCACGGGCGAGGACCCGCGGCACAGCAACGGCUCGCCGCGGGAGCACGACAUAGAGACUGUGGGCCGCGUGGGCAAGGUGGGCCAGGUGCUGCGCAUCAUGCGCCUCAUGCGCGUCCUGCGCAUCCUCAAGCUGGCGCGCCACUCCACCGGCCUGCGCGCCUUCGGCUUCACGCUGCGCCAGUGCUACCAGCAGGUGGGCUGCCUGAUGCUCUUCAUCACCAUGGGCAUCUUCACCUUCUCUGCGGCCGUCUACUCCGUGGAGCACGACAUGCCCAACACCAACUUCACCAGCAUCCCCCACGCCUGGUGGUGGGCCGCGGUGAGCAUCUCCACUGUAGGAUACGGAGACAUGUACCCAGAGACCAUCCUGGGAAGGCUUUUUGCCUUCCUCUGCAUUGCUUUUGGAAUUAUCCUCAAUGGGAUGCCAAUCUCCAUCCUCUACAACAAAUUUUCUGAUUACUACAGCAAGCUCAAAGCUUAUGAGUAUACUGCCAUGAGAAGGGAAAGGGGAAAGGUAGAGUUCCUGCAAAGAGCCAGAAAGAAGAUGGCGGAGUGUUUGGCUAGAAGCCACCUACAGCCCCCACAAAGGCAAGAGAGUUGA
This is a messenger RNA of Callorhinus ursinus (northern fur seal), 1659 nucleotides long. The record is from RefSeq and is a predicted model, not a curated record. NCBI's taxonomy places the organism in Eukaryota, Metazoa, Chordata, Mammalia, Carnivora, Otariidae.